AAUGGACAUGGAUGAAGAGGAAGACGGGAAUCAACCCACCGCAAUAAUAAAACAAGAGGGAACCUCUGAGCAGGUGAAAGGGAUGCGGAAAGAGAAGAAAAAUGGGCGUGGUCGUGGAGGACGUCGUACGAGAAACGACGAAGAAGAACGAGAACCAGAGCUCGGUCCCGACGGGCUGCCUAUCCCAAAGGCACCUCGACUACCGAAACGACAAUGUGCUCUACUUCUGGGAUUCUGUGGCUCUGGGUACAGCGGCAUGCAGAGUCAGCCAGACCAUACACGCACCAUUGAGGGCGUCCUGUUCAAUGCAUUGGUCAAAGUAGGAGCUGUGUCGCAAGACAAUGCCGACAAUCCAGUCAAGGUUGGCCUGGCUCGUGCAGCUCGUACGGACGCUGGAGUUCAUGCUGCAGGGAAUCUGGUGUCGCUGAAGAUGAUCAUGGCAAUCCCAGGCGUAAAGGACCUUGUUGGCCGGAUAAACGAGCAGCUUCCUCCAGAGAUCCGGCUAUGGGGAUAGAGUAGAGUGCAAAACUCGUUCAAUGCUCGGCGGAUCUGUGAAAGUCGGAAAUACACCUACUUCUUCCCAACGUAUCUCUUGAUACCACCAAAACCUGGCUCAAAUUUCGCUAACAUCUGGGCGAAGCACGCCGGUUCAGAAACGGCGAGCAAGCCCCACCCGUUUUGGGAGAACAACGACACUGGCACCAAGGAAGAGGAUAUGGUUCGCAAACGGGCGUGGAGGAUCAGUCCAGAGCAGGUGGAGGGCCUAAGGAAUCUCGCGGAACGAUAUCACGGUACACACAAUUUCCAUAACUUCACAGUGGGACGAGAUUUUGGAGACAGGAGCAAUUACCGGUAUAUGAAGAAGAUCGAGGUGAUUAAACUCUUUUCUCUGAGGCACAUAUCUUUGUUCGUACUGAUGCCUGGAGUUAAGAUUGCAGAUCCGGUGGUGUAUGGAGAUACCGAAUGGAUCAGCGUCCUCUUCCAUGGGCAGAGUUUUAUGCUGCACCAGGCAAGCCUCCUUGUACUCUCGCAGCUGAUGCUAAUUGUUGUCUGCGUCGCCCAGCGCAAAAUGAUGGCAGUCCUCGUCCUCGCAUGUCGAAUGGGAACACCGUCAAGAAUCAUGAGCGAGCUCUACGGCCAGCGAGACGUCUUCGUCCCAAAAAUGCCCGCCCUCGGUCUUCUUCUCGAAGAACCGCUAUAUGGCUCGUACAACGAACGAAUGACCGUCAUCAACGAAAAGCUCAAACCAACCGACGCUGACUACCGACCGCCCAUCGACUUUGAGCCCUACCGCGAGCAGAUCGACACUUUCAAAGAGGAGUUCAUAUACAAAAACAUGCGAGGGGUUGAGGACCGGGAUGGAUGAUUUGAUGCCUGGAUUCGCUCCAUCGACAUGUACGCCGGUAACGAUUUUCUGUAUCUCAACCCGACAGGCGCCAUACCCGACGACGCGGUCAUCCUGAAAGGCGUCAAGCGAGCCCAUCCGUUCAGGGAGAAGAAGGUCUUUGACACGACGUCCUUCACGAAUCAUGCUGAGAUCAAGAAGAAGCUGGAGGAAGAGGACGGGGAGGUGGAAGAGGACGAGAUCAUUGAUAAGAAGAACAUUGAGGAAACCGAGGGGUA
Messenger RNA from Cyclocybe aegerita, 1623 nucleotides. The record is from the annotation of a GenBank genome assembly. NCBI's taxonomy places the organism in Eukaryota, Fungi, Basidiomycota, Agaricomycetes, Agaricales, Hemipholiotaceae.